CCGCCGACCGGUCUCAUGGUCGCCCUUGGUUCUGCAGCGCUGCCGCUUGCGUUGCCUGCCCCGCGGCCAUCCACUCAAAAUUUCGAGGACCUUUGAACUUCCGGUCGGCGAACGGGACGGGAGCCACCCACUCACGGCAUUCGCACGCGCACCGCGUACCACGGAGCCACGGCCUCUCCACUACCUGUGCGACUCGCUUCCCCCAACUCCGGCAUUGUGUGCGCCAACUGCUCUUCCACCCGCUCAUUCAAGGUCACAUUUCCUUUGUCGUCCACCCCACCGUCGCGACAGCUCCGAGGAGCAUUUGGCCAGCAAAGAUGAGCCGCUUCUCUACCGGCCGCCUUCUGGCGCAGAACCUCUUCCAGGCCUUCAACAAGCCCGUUUUCCCCAGCGCCACGCCACUAUGGACGCGGGCGUUCUCACAGACCGCCGCAAGGAGGGACGCCGACUCCGAAAGCUCAGCCAAGUUGAUGGAGUCUUUGACUCGGGGCAUUGUCGGCAUGGCCGCAGAUCCCACCGAUUUGACCGGUGACAAGCUUGCAACCAACAUCGGAUUGAGGGAUACCGAGGACGAGCCAUACCACUUCCACAUCUACUCGCACAAGCACAACACUCACAUUACCGUCACCAAGCCGAAUCGCGACGCUCUCAUAUCCCUUUCGUGCGGCAACCUUGGCUUCAAGAAGUCUAAUCGCAAACACUACGACUCGGCAUAUCAGUUGGGCGCCUACGUGGUAGACAAGAUGCAUCAGAUGAACCUGCACAAUAAGAUCAAGAAGAUGGAGGUGGUCUUACGAGGAUUCGGCCCUGGCAGAGAGGCGGUCAUCAAGGUCCUGCUUGGAAAUGAAGGAAGGAUGUUGCGCAGCUCCAUCGUACGUGUCAGCGAUGCCACACGCCUCAAGUUCGGUGGUACAAGGAGCAAGAAGCCCAGACGUUUGGGUUAAGCGAGUGCAGCUGGUCUUGGGGACAGAACUGGAUGGGGAGCCGUCACAGCCUGGCUGGCAGCAAUGGGCUGGCGGUCGUGUACAUGUCAUGUAUAAUAAAGAAUCUGUCAUUGAAUUGCAUGUUAGGAUACCCGGAAGGGGACCGCAUGCCGAUCCGCUUCCAGGUUCUGUUCUCUUCAUUUCUUAUGACAUUUAAAAGGGUGCAUUGAGGCUCAGAGUCAUGUGUAUUUGUUGCUGUACAUGGCCCAAAGGUGAGCUUCCGGAUGUCCCAUUGCGUUGGAGAUCACGGCGAGGAACACCGAGUUAUUGGAUUACCUUCGUUCCGAUACUGUAGCGUCCCUCUUGGGAAUCUACCGGCAGCCCGGCAAGAACCGUACUGUCGGACCCACUUAAAUUUUCAAUUGUCGGCA
Molecule: messenger RNA, 1354 nt
Organism: Neurospora hispaniola
Lineage: Eukaryota; Fungi; Ascomycota; Sordariomycetes; Sordariales; Sordariaceae
Exons: 1
Coding region: 318-944 (208 amino acids)
Biological process (GO): mitochondrial translation
Cellular component (GO): ribosome; mitochondrial small ribosomal subunit
Molecular function (GO): structural constituent of ribosome
Source: RefSeq, a predicted model, not a curated record